AUGAGUCAAGACAGAAAUAAUAGCACCUCAUCAACAGAAACAUCUUAUUCACAGGGCAAACACAUUAAGUUUGAAGACGGCAAUGGGAUAAACUAUUCUGAAAAAACAGUACCAACGACCCCUUCGGAAAGCAUACAUACUGUAAUUGGUAAUCAACCUGUGGAAGCAAAAGAACUAGCUGAUAAAUUAGGGGACGCUCAUUUCAACCAAUUGCCAACAUCACAAAUUAUCACCAUUCUACUAACAUUGUCUUUGGCUAACUUUGUGAGUUUUGCUGAUCAAACUGGUAUUACCGUUGGUCUUUCAGAAAUUGGUAAAGAUUUGAAUGCCCAACAGCUGAUCAACUGGGCAGGUUCUGCUUCUUUAUUGGCAAACACAGUUUGUCAAGUUUUAUUUGGUAGGUUGUCGGAUAUUUUUGGUAGGAAGAAUGUUAUCAUGACAUGUCUCAUGAUUUUGUGCAUUGGGGACAUUGCUUGUUCAGUUGCUCGUAAUGGUGUUGAAUUUUUUGUCUUCAGGGCUUUAGCUGGGAUUGGAAAUGGAGGAGUAUCAAGUUUGUGCAUGGUGAUCUUAAGUGACAUUGUUUCAUUAAAGGACAGAGGAAAGUAUCAAGGUAUUUUGGGAUCCAGUGUGGGGAUAGGUAAUGCUGUUGGUCCAUUCAUCAUGGCUGGGUUCAUUAAGCAGUCAAGUUGGAGAAGCUACUACUAUUUUCUUGCCCCACUUGCCUUCAGUGUUAAUAUAGUGUUGUUCUUUUCAUUAAAGAAUAACAAGAAAUUCAACGAUGUUAUUUCAAGGAAGGAAAAGUUUAAAAGUAUUGACUAUUUUGGUAUCCUCAGUGCAACUAUUGGAUUGACUUUGAUUUUGGUGCCUUUAAAUGGUGGUGGUGUCACUUAUGCUUGGAAUAGUACCCUUGUUAUUGUCAUGUUCACUAUCGGUGGUGUGUUUAUGAUUUUGUUUUUAGGGAUUGAAUGUAAAGUAGCUAAGCUUCCCAUGAUCCCAUUGAGAUUAUUCAAGAACUUGUCAUUGUGUUUGAUUUACUUGGCAACUUUCUGCUUUGGUGCCACAUACUACAGUUUCACCUACUACCUACCAUAUUACUUCCAAAUUGUCAAAGGCAAGGACGAAAUUCAAACUUCGGUGUUUGUAUUGCCCUUGGUGUUGUGUCAAGCUGCAUUUUCGGUAGUUGCUGGUCAACUAAUAACAUUCACUGGUCACUACUUUUAUGUUGUCGUAGUCGGUUACAUUCUUUGGUGUUUGGCUUGUUGUCUUUUGGUUCUUUGGAAUGCUAGUUUACCAGAUGGAAUCAAUGUGUUGAUUUUGUUGAUCAUGGGAACUGGUGUGGGAUUUUCAUUCCAACCUUCAAUGGUGGCAGCACAAGCUAAUUGUAAAAAAGCAGAAAGGGCAGUUGCUAUCUCCACUAGAAACGUGUUGAGAUCUUUAGGUGGGUGUGUUGGUAUUGCUGUUGGUUCCACCAUUGUGAGCAAUUCUGUCCUUGGCUCUUUAAACAACCUUGAUUCAUCAACAACCUUGACCCAACUGACAAUUGAUUAUGUCAAAGGACAUAUAUAUAACAAGGUGAAUGUGGAUACUUUGUCAGCUGCUGAAACCAAAGAAAUUAGGGACAUUUAUACCAAAGCCUUGAGAAACUAUUUCUACUUGUUGAUUCCACUCAUGGCUAUAUGUGUUAUUACCACGUUUUUCGUCAAGGACCAUGGAUUGUGCGCUCUUGAUGAAAGGCCAGCUCCUAAAAGGAAGGAAGACUUGGAAUCUUCUGCUAGUUCGAUGACAUUAAGGAAUUAG
Molecule: messenger RNA, 1797 nt
Organism: Lodderomyces orthopsilosis Co 90-125
Lineage: Eukaryota; Fungi; Ascomycota; Pichiomycetes; Serinales; Debaryomycetaceae
Exons: 1
Coding region: 1-1797 (598 amino acids)
Biological process (GO): transmembrane transport
Molecular function (GO): transmembrane transporter activity
Source: RefSeq, a predicted model, not a curated record